Molecule: messenger RNA, 222 nt
Organism: Acanthamoeba castellanii str. Neff
Lineage: Eukaryota; Discosea; Longamoebia; Acanthamoebidae
Exons: 2
Coding region: 1-222 (73 amino acids)
Source: RefSeq, a predicted model, not a curated record
AUGGAGAAUGCGCCAUCUAUGCUCGAUCUCAUGGCCCAGUUUGAGACCUCAACCACUCUCAGGGACAGCAGCGAAGCCAGGCCCGUGUGGCGAGCUCCAUGGGAGGACCAAGACAGUGCCUUCCAGACCGAGUUCGACUCUGAGCUCAGUUUCCUGUGCGAUAGAAUUCACGUCAAGGAAGACGAUCCGAUGAGCGUCGGCCAUCUGCCCUACAUCCUGUAA